Falco peregrinus (peregrine falcon) is the source of this 567-nucleotide messenger RNA. It is a transcript of the gene BOLA3, whose product is annotated as bolA family member 3. NCBI's taxonomy places the organism in Eukaryota, Metazoa, Chordata, Aves, Falconiformes, Falconidae. The transcript is spliced from 5 exons. The coding region runs from base 1 to 546 and encodes 181 amino acids. The record is from RefSeq and is a predicted model, not a curated record.
AUGCCGGUGGCAGCGCGGGGACCCGCCGUGUCGCUGUGGUUCCGAGGGCGACGAGGGGACCCGGUUGAUCCCCACCGUGUCGCUGUGGUUCCGAGGGGGUGGGGGGCCUUUGUCCGCUGUCCGAGACACUCCCCAGUGCUGGGGGGGGGGUGUCCGUCUUCCCGCGUCUCCCUCUGUGUGUGUCCGUCCGUCCCCGUCCGUCCCCCCGGUGACGGUAGGUGCGGCCUGCGCCUCCGCGCGCUCCUCCUGCGCUGCGGCUCCCGGCGCGGCUUCACCUCGCAGACGGACGGGGAGGCCCGUGUGACCCAGGUCCUGCGCGAGAAGUUCCCCCGCGCGUCCACCAUCAGAGUCGUGGAUAUCUCAGGUGGCUGCGGUGCCAUGUACGAAAUCCACAUUGAGUCCGAGGACUUCAAGGACAAGCGAACGGUGCAGCAGCACCAGAUGGUGAACCAGGCACUGAGUGAGGAGAUCAAGAGCAUGCACGGACUGCGCAUCUUCACCUCCACACACCCAAGCCUUGACCCUCGUGUCCUGACCCUGCAAUAAAGAUGCUCUUGCCUCCCCCCC